AUGCCUGUCGGGGCUACGAUGCAUCAGCCUCUUCGCCGCAGCGCUCGCCACCGAGGUCGGGACCCUGUCAUGGUUGCCGUGGGAGAGACUCUGGCAGAAGUCCAGCCGAGUACUUUUCCAAGAGGAAGCAUUGUGAAACAAAUCUCUAGUCCUGCGAUCCCCCCUAAACCAGAGACCGGGAAGAUCAAGACGGAGCCGCCGGAUACCAUUGUCGACGAUGGGUCGGCUCACGGUAGCGUGCUCGACAGCAAACCGUCCACUCUCGGCACGAGAAAGCCAAAGUCGUUCUUGGCCAACGGUCGCCGGUCCCCAUUUCCAGAUUUCACCCGUCCUACGUCGGACGAGUGUGUCGUUGCCCACCGCAUCCUUGCCGCACUUCACGGCGAUCGUCCUAGGCCGGACAAGGUGAUUGCGUCCACCGUCACAGCCGGCUGCGGUGCUUCGCCGUCGGUGCUUGAUGCCCUCAUCCGCACUAUUCUGUCGCAGAAUACGAGCGACAAGAACAGCUCCCGAGCGAAGCAGAGCAUGGAUGCCGUGUAUGGCGGCAGCGACAAGUGGGAGGCCAUCGUGGCUGGUGGUCAGCCCAAGCUGCAGCGGGCCAUCCACUCGGGCGGCCUCAGCGUCAUCAAAUCCAAGGUCAUCAUCGGCAUCCUCCAAGAAGUCAAGGUCCGCCACGGCGUCUACUCGCUCGAUCAUUUGUUUCGGGCGUCGGACGAAGACGCCAUGCGCGAGAUGCUCUCGUUUCAAGGCGUCGGGCCCAAGACAGCCAGCUGCGUGCUGCUUUUCUGCCUCCAGAGGCCGAGCUUCGCCGUCGACACGCACGUCCAUCGCAUCGCCGGCUUGCUCGGCUGGCGACCCGCUGCAGCCACGCGUGAAGCAACACAGGCGCACCUCGACGCCGUCGUGCCCGACGAGGAAAAGUACCCGUUGCAUGUCCUCCUCGUCCAGCAUGGGAAAGUAUGCCACGAAUGCAAAGCUGGCGGAAAGAAGAUCGGCAAGUGCGAGCUGAGUAGGGCCUUCGGAACAGGCCAGCUCGAGCAUCGGGAAGGAAGCCUGGCGAGCACUCGAGGGUGA
This is a messenger RNA of Drechmeria coniospora, 1074 nucleotides long. RefSeq names its product base excision DNA repair protein. Gene Ontology annotation, molecular function: catalytic activity. Gene Ontology annotation, biological process: base-excision repair. The record is from RefSeq and is a predicted model, not a curated record. Lineage: Eukaryota; Fungi; Ascomycota; Sordariomycetes; Hypocreales; Ophiocordycipitaceae. Bases 1 to 1074 code for a protein of 357 amino acids. The transcript has a single exon.